Molecule: messenger RNA, 1224 nt
Organism: Funneliformis caledonium
Lineage: Eukaryota; Fungi; Glomeromycota; Glomeromycetes; Glomerales; Glomeraceae
Source: the annotation of a GenBank genome assembly
GAAUCAAAUUCACAAGCAUUCAUUGAGCCAGGAGAAGUUUUGGAGGAGCAUAUAAUUGACGAACAAAUUAUCGACGAACAAAUUAUUGAUGAACAAAUUAUUGACGAACAAAUUAUCGACGAACAAAUAAUCGAAGAACAAAUAAUCGAAGAACCAAUUAUUGAAGAAGCUAGAAGUCCUAUGGAAGAAGACAGUGACGAAAUGGUUGAAUUUAAAGAUGACUCCGUACAAGGAUUUUUUAAUCAUAAAGAUUCUGUUUAUGCUAUUGAUAUAAAUCCUAUUAAUGAAGAUAUAAUUAUAUCUGGUGGUGGAGAUGAUAAAAGUUUCUUAUGGAGAUGUGAUACAGGAGAACAAUUAUUUGAAUUAUCAGGUCAUACUGAUUCAGUAACAAAUACAUUAUUUAGUAAAGAUGGUCAAUAUAUAGCAAGCGGUGGUAUGGAUGGUAAAGUUAAAGUAUGGAAAGUUGAAAAUGGACAAUUAAUUUUAUCAUUAGAAGGUUCUGAUGAAAUUACUUGGUUAGAUUGGCAUCCAAAAGGAAAUAUUUUAUUAGCAGGAGCAAAUGAUGGUACAAUAUGGAUGUGGCAGAUACCCUCCGGAAAUUGUAUGAAUGUAUUUGCAGGUCAUUCAUCAAUAGUUACAACAGGACAAUUUACACCUGAUGGUAAAAAAAUUGUAUCAGGUUCAGAAGACACUUCAUUAAUAGUAUGGGAUCCAAAAACUGCCAUUUCAACUCUUAAAAUAUCUGGUGAAGAUGCAAGAUUUCAUAGAGAGGGUAUAACGUGUUUAGCUGUUAAUCAAGAAAGUACUUUAGUGUUAUCUGGAUCUACCGAUACUACUGCCAAACUUGUUAAUUUGACAAAUGGGAGUGUAAGUUUUUCAUAUCUUUCAUUAUUGGAUCAUUCGAAGAUCAUACAGAAUCUGUUGAGACCGUUGGAUUCUCAGAUAUUAGCAACGGGUUCUAUAGAUGGUAAAUUAAAUGUUUGGGAUGUUAAAACAAUGCGCUUACGUCAAACAUGUAAUCACGAUGAUGCUAUAAUUAAAUUACAAUGGCAUAAGGAUUCUCCUCUGUUAACUACUUGUUCUGCUGAUAGAACCGUACGUGUAUGGGAUGGUAGAACUGGUAAAUGCGAAACAACUUUUCAUGGUCAUCAAGAUGCUAUUCUUGGAUUUGCUAUGUCAAGGGAUGGUAAAAGAAUUGUUACUGCUAGUGAUGAUCAUUCAUAA